AAGGCUGGUUUGCUGAGACACCCCCAAGUCGUCGCCCCCCGUGACACCAGAGAUGACACCCGUGGUGGCUUUCCUGCUCCUGAGCCUUCUGAGGACGGCAGCACCCAAGGGAGUGCGGUGCCCAGCCUGCGGGUUGGCGGCCCUCACCCCCACCACGCAACGGGACGUCCUCAUCGCGUUGGCCAAGCAGAGCAUCCUCUCCAAGCUCCACUUGGAGGACAGGCCCAACAUCACCAAGCCCACGUCCAGGGGGGCUCUGCUGACCGCUCUCCGCAGGAUGCGUGCGCAGCGCACGGACACGGCCUUCUCCCCGGGGCUGCCCCGGGACGGUGGUGCCCCACACCCGCGGCCUGGGACGGCUGUGCAGGAAUAUGAGAUCUUGAGCUUUGCUGAGCCAGGGUCCUCCACCUCCCGCAGCCUUCGCCUGCAUUUCCAUUUCACCCGGGAGCUGGCUGGGAGCACCGAGAUCCUCCAAGCCACCCUCUACCUCUUCUGGACAGUCCCCGACCCCGGGAGGCACCUUGUCACCCUCAGGCUCUUGCAGCCAGACCCAAAGGGACUGAACGUGACCGUGGCCAGCGAGACACGGCUGGAGGUGCAGAGGGGUGGUUGGGCCACGCUGGACGUGGGCCAAGCUGUCCAGAACCUCUUCAGCCGAGGGAGCCAGAAGCUGAUUGUGGAGCUGGAGGUGGCAGAGGACCGAGGUUCUCCUCUCCUUGCCGUCCGCAGUGAUUCCCACUGGCCGUUUGUGGCAGCCCAAGCCCGGGCCAGGAGGCCCCACAGGGUCCAGCGUCGCGGCAUCGAUUGCAGCGGGGACUCUCGGAUGUGCUGCCGCAAGGAAUUCUUCGUGGACUUCAAGGAGAUCGGCUGGGAAGACUGGAUCAUCCAGCCGGAGGGAUAUCACAUGAACUACUGUACGGGGCUCUGCCCCCUGCACAUGGCUGGCAUCCCCGGACUUGCUGCCUCCUUCCACACGGCCGUCCUCAACCUCAUCAAAGCCAACAACGCGGACGCAGCCGUGGACUCCUGUUGCGUCCCCACACACCGUCGUCCCCUCUCUCUGCUCUACUACGACCGGGACAAAAACAUCGUCAAGACCGACAUCCCCGACAUGAUUGUCGAUGCCUGUGGUUGUACCUGACCGGGUGCCUGAGGAGCGGGGAGGGCAGGAUGGGUGCUGGGCAGGGCUCUCCUCCUCCCAGCCCCUCUCUGCCAGCGUGAGACCUGGCGAACUGCUGAGAGAUGGGAGCCCUCUCAAAGUGUUUUCUCCUCCUGAGGUUCAAGCAUCGAGGGCGAUGCUGGAUCUGCAAGUCCUCUCCUCCCUCACCUCCCACGCGGCUCUGUUCCCCCUUCUCAUCUGCCCAUGGAUUCCUCCCUGCCCACGAGCCACGGUCUCUAGGGCUGGCUCCUGGUGGACACCAGACCUUUCUCCCCGCAGGGCUCUCCCCGGGCAGCUCGGGGCAGCCCCAGCUCGUCCUGCUGCUGGUCCCAGGCCAAGGCCACGGCGCAGCCCUCGGUGCUGCAACACGAAUACGUUGCUCUUCAGGUCACGGGUCCCAGCAGUGGCCACCUCAGGCUGCUGGAGAAGACAGAAGCUGAAAAGAUGCUGGGGGAUGGCUAGGCCAGAGGGGAGAGGGCCAUCCGUGGGGCCCCACUCCUCAGCCAGACAUGAUGUUGAGGGGGGUGAGGAAGGGGAAAUUGAUCCCAGUAGGAGGAAAGUGUCUCCUUCUCCAAGCAUCCCGGUGUUCAAUAAAAGACUCC
This is a messenger RNA of Calidris pugnax (ruff), 1761 nucleotides long. It is a transcript of the gene INHBC, whose product is annotated as inhibin beta C. The record is from RefSeq and is a predicted model, not a curated record. Lineage: Eukaryota; Metazoa; Chordata; Aves; Charadriiformes; Scolopacidae. The transcript has 2 exons. Gene Ontology annotation, biological process: BMP signaling pathway; SMAD protein signal transduction. The coding region runs from base 53 to 1141 and encodes 362 amino acids. Gene Ontology annotation, molecular function: growth factor activity; cytokine activity; hormone activity. Gene Ontology annotation, cellular component: extracellular region.